AUGGAAGAGGAGCUAGAGCUGUUGGAGCAAAUGGUACAACGUCAGCCGUGCCUGAUUUUGGAGCCAAUCGCCGAGCCGACCACCGAGACAAUCACGACAACCACCACACCCCCGCCUACCACCGCAGCAAAGACAGCAACCAACGCCAGGAAAACACCCGGAGUCCACGUCCGAGAAAUCCAGGAGGUCAGACUACAUUUAGUCAAAAAGGUCGAGCCAUACGACCCGACCAAGCCCGGAUUUAAGAGACCAACCAAACGGCCCAUAAUCCGACCGGACAGCGCCAGUUUAAUGGGACUCGCGAAGCCAGUGACAGCCACCAACCCGGGCCCACGCAUACGCAGUCCCCAGUUGGCAGCUAAACCACCUCAGAGGGCAGAAAAGCCGCUUGAAGUGCCACCAACCACGGCACCGACCGACACAAACGAAGUUUGGCCUGCUCGAGCUACCACCAGUUUCCCCAAGCGAAAGCGGAGGGUUGGGGAAAAUAGCCAGCUCAGGAAGUGGCCCAAACUGGACUCAUCUCCAAAGAACGGUUUCCAGUUGGAACCAGCCACCACGGUUGCCAAGAAAUCUGGCAUAAGAAGAUCCGGGACACCUAAAAAAGGGAAAAGAGUUAUCACCAACCCGGGCCCACUCAAGAUGAGCAGUCCCCAGUUGGCCAUAACAAAGCCGAAGCCGACCACCAGCAGUACCCUCGAGCAGCCGAGAGUCGCCAUUGGAACUGGAAGAAAAAUAGGAGUGGUUAUUACCAACCCGGGCCUACGCGCACGCAGUCCCCAGCUGGAAACAACCACAGCAACCUGGCUCGAGUACGACGACGCACCACUAUUGUCCGAGUACCCGAGCCAGUUUGAGUCACUGCCAGGAGAUCUUUUUGAACCACCGAGGAAGAUACGGACACCUCUGGAAAGACUCCUGUUAUCCUUGACACCACUGGCAGAGGUACAGCCGAAAGUGGUUAAGAAAAAGGCAGUUUUCACCGCGUACGACGAUGCAUUAAGCCUGUACAAGGUGACAAGGUGCAAGUAUUCACGGACACCCAAGAUCGAGUCAAUGGGAAAGACGGCCUGGGACAUGCUGGCCAGACUCAGAGAACGGGAAGAAUAA
Molecule: messenger RNA, 1110 nt
Organism: Microplitis mediator
Lineage: Eukaryota; Metazoa; Arthropoda; Insecta; Hymenoptera; Braconidae
Product: mucin-2-like
Exons: 1
Coding region: 1-1110 (369 amino acids)
Source: RefSeq, a predicted model, not a curated record